This is a messenger RNA of Dipodomys spectabilis (banner-tailed kangaroo rat), 2562 nucleotides long. It is a transcript of the gene Gramd2b, whose product is annotated as GRAM domain containing 2B. The record is from RefSeq and is a predicted model, not a curated record. The transcript is spliced from 14 exons. NCBI's taxonomy places the organism in Eukaryota, Metazoa, Chordata, Mammalia, Rodentia, Heteromyidae. The coding region runs from base 102 to 1385 and encodes 427 amino acids.
GCGAGGCGAGGCGCGGUGCGGGGCCGCCCGGUGCCUGAGCCCCGGAGGCUGGCAGCCGAGCGGCGAGGAGUCCCGGUGUGCCGACGCGGCCCCGAUCCCUGAUGACUGAACUACAGCAAGAAGUGGACGACACGAAGCCUGCGAAGGUGCUCGGGAAGAGGGAGAGCAAAGUCGGGCCGCCUCACUCCGAGGCUGAGAAUGGUGUGGAGGACAGAAAGAAAGUGUGCAGGUCCCCGACAGUCCAGUCGCCUGCCCCAUCCACGGAAGCUGAAUCUCCAGACCAGAAAAAGAGCAUCUGCCUGCGGUCAAAAUCCAGUUUUGAAGGUGCGACUGUGUCAGGUGACAAGAACGAAUGCAAAACAGAAAGCAAAAAUGUCCCUAAGACUGAAAGGAAAAAAUCUUCAUCUUCCAGCCAGUACAAGGCAAACAUGCACUUUCACAAGUUGUUCCUUGAAGUCCCAACCGAGGAGCCUCUGAGACAAAGUUUUACAUGUGCUCUACAGAAAGAAAUACUGUACCAAGGAAAGCUCUUUAUAUCAGAGAACUGGAUUUGUUUUCAUUCCAAGGUCUUUGGAAAAGACACUAAGAUCACUAUUCCAGCUUUCUCAGUAACCCUAAUAAAGAAAACCAAAACUGCUCUUCUGGUGCCAAAUGCUCUGAUCAUAACAACAGUCACGGACAGGUACAUAUUCGUCUCCUUACUCUCCAGAGAUUCCACAUACAAACUGCUCAGAUCUGUGUGUGGACACUUAGACAAUUCGAGUGUUGGUAACAGUCCCAAUCCAUCUUCUCCUGAAAACAGCUUCCGGGAAGACCGCCCUUCAUCUUUGCCUCUGGACUUCAAUGAUGAAUUCUCAGACCUCGAUGGAGUGGUUGAACAAAGAAGGCAGGACAUGGAAGGAUACAGCAGUUCGGGUUCUCAGACUCCGGAAUCAGAGAACUCCCGAGACUUCCACGUGACAGAAUCCCAGACAGUUCUGAAUGCCACCAAAGGGGAGGCAAAACCACCUCGGGCCGACACCCAUGUGAACAGAGUGCCUGAUGGCAAAGCCAAGAACCUUCCCACACAUGGUCAGUCAGAAACAAUUGGAAUCUUACCUAAAUGUCCAGCUGUUCAACAUAUUCUUAUAUUCUAUGCAGUUGUUGUGUGUGCACUUAUCAUCUCCACUUUCUACAUGAGAUACAGAAUUAACACUCUGGAGGAGCAGCUGGGGUCCCUGACAUCCACUGUGGACACUCACAAUACUGAACAGACUGUCUCAUCGGGCCUGGGGUCUGAAGUACAGUUAAACGUGGAGGUCCUCUGCCAAGAGCUCACAGCCAACAUAGUGAAACUAGAAAAGAUUCAAAACAACUUACAAAAGCUGCUAGAGAAUGGUGACUGACCAACCAGACCCGCUGGGACCAACGUAAUACCUCAGUUUCCCCUGAAGAAGGUGCUCGCGAGGGGUUCUUAUUGAGCGCCCCCUGCUGGUCGGAGGCACGAGCGGAUGAGAAUCAGCUUGUUUGUGUUUGCCCUUGAAGAGCUCCAGCUCAGGAAAAGGGAGAAGGGGAAUCGUUUGCUUCUUGUGCAAUAAAAGUUGAUCUUGUCUCUCUGAGAAAGUGUUUGCUGCUCCUGUUGCUGCUGCUGCGUAAGAAAACAGACCCAUCUCGGGAGGCCUCAGGACGGGCCAGGAGGACACUGUGGAAUGCCUGUAGUUCCAGAUUAUCUUCACUGUCAAUGAACACUCCUUCCUCUCCUCCUUCUCUCUCCCUCCAUCUCUUAAGUCACCAGCCUUCAGACUAAGGGAUACAUGGUGACCCACAAGGCCCAUGUGGUCCUUUACAAGUUAGCCAUGAGUCUCCAGAAAUGCAAUGAACGUCUAACUAGUCAUGCUUGCUUCAAACAGAACUGACAUUUCUCUUUUUCUCUCUCUUUCUCAUUCUUUUGUUGUUAUGUUCUGAUGUAAAUCAUAUCUGUAUCAUAAUUUCUCAAUGCAGUUUUAGUAAGAAUGUUAAAUAGAGUGGAUUAAACUAUCCUGUUUAUGUUUUAUUUGUUUCUGUAACUAAUAUUUAAUUACAUGGGUUCUCAGCCACCUCAGGUCAAGAAUCUGUGAGCUGUGAGAAGGUGAUACUAAAUGAAACUUAAUUCUGAAGCCAAAACUAAUCUUUAAACCAAAAGUUGUAAUGGUGAUUUAAUGCCAGAUGAAAAACACUGAAAUUUUUAAGAUUGUAGGUUGGCUAGGUUUAAACCAUGAUAAAACCUAUUUCAGCAUGGCAACUGUAUAUCUUUCUCUUUUACUAACUGAAUUAAUGAAGGAACUGGUGGGUUGCUCACUCUGUUUACCAUUUGGGUUGGUUGGUUUUUAUUAAUAAUUGUUUAGGGUACCAUAAGAUAUGUAAGUAUAAAAUAUAUUCUGUUCCUAACUGCAAUGCAUUUUAUAAUCAUUUCUAUGAAAUGUAUUUUGUUAAUCAGAUCAGCUAAUGAGUGUAUUUUGGUUACAUCAUUUGUAUUUUUAGCCUACUAGACAACUGUGCCUGGUACACCACAGGCUAUUAAAAUAAUGUUCAUUGGAUAAAACA